UGCACCUAUAUAGUACAGUAUUGGUCGCAAAUGUUUACCGGCAAAUUCCUGAGAUACUAAACUACACUGCCACCAUGCAAUCCAGACACUGCCUUUCUACCAAAAAUCUCUCAUGGACCCCACGUGUCCACAUCUCCUGCCUCCGUCCACCAAUCUCCACAGUCAGAUUCUCCACAAUCUCGGCCGUGGCAGCAGCCCCUCCAAGAUCUCACAAAACCCACUCAAUGCCACCCGAAAAGCAAGAAGUGUUCAAGUCACUGGAAAACUGGGCUACCAAAGAUGUCCUACCACUACUAAAACCAGUCAAAGAGUGCUGGCAACCCCAGAGUUUUUUGCCAGACCCGGCUUUGCCAGUGGAAGAGUUCAAUGACCAAGUGAAGGCCCUGAGACAACGCACGGCGGAGCUGCCUGAUGAGUAUUUCGUGGUGCUGGUGGGGGAUAUGAUUACGGAGGAAGCAUUACCAACGUACCAGACCAUGAUCAAUACGCUGGAUGGUGUGAGGGAUGAGACUGGGGCUAGCUUGAGCCCUUGGGCUGUUUGGACCCGGGCUUGGACUGCUGAGGAGAACAGGCAUGGGGAUUUGUUAAAGACUUACUUGUAUUUAUCUGGGAGGGUUGAUAUGCUUAUGAUUGAGAAGACUCUGCAGUAUCUGAUUGGAGCUGGAAUGGAUCCUGGAACCGAAAACAACCCAUACUUGGGAUUCGUGUACACCUCUUUCCAAGAGCGAGCCACGUUCGUAUCCCACGGCAACACAGCUCGUUUAGCCAAGAAAGGCGGUGACCCAGUCCUCGCACGCAUAUGCGGCACCAUCGCAGCGGACGAGAAACGCCACGAGCUCGCCUACUGUAAGAUCGUCGAAAAGCUACUCCAAGUAGAUCCAACGGGAGCAAUGCUAGCAAUCUCUGAUAUGAUGAAGAAAAAGAUAACAAUGCCAGCUCACUUGAUGUUCGACGGCGAGGACCCACAGCUGUUUGAGCACUUUUCAGCUGUGACACAGCGGAUUGGAGUGUAUACGGCCGAUGAUUAUGCUGAUAUUUUGGAAGCUUUGAUUCAACGGUGGAGAUUGGAGAAGUUGGAAGGGUUGACGGGUGAAGGGAGGCAAGCACAGGAUUUUGUGUGUGGGUUAGCGCCUAGGAUUAGGAAGUUACAAGAACGAGCUGAGGAGAAGGCUAAAAAGAUGGAGCCUCAGGGAGUGAAGUUUAGUUGGAUUUUCAAUAGGGAGAUUCCGUUGUAGAAAAAUGAGUGAGGCGGGUGUGCUUUUGUUCUUGGUCAACUACUCUGUUUUUUCUGUUGCAUUUCCCAAUUCCCAUCUUCUUUCUAAUACUUGUCAACUAGCUGUUUUUGUUGGGUAACCAACCUUGAAUUUUAAAAAGACAAAUAUUGGAAUUUGAAAGGGAAAUUAAUGGGUUACAGGAAAUAAUAAAAUGGAAAAAAAAAAAAAAGGUUAU
Molecule: messenger RNA, 1449 nt
Organism: Durio zibethinus
Lineage: Eukaryota; Viridiplantae; Streptophyta; Magnoliopsida; Malvales; Malvaceae
Gene: FTM1
Product: Plant stearoyl-acyl-carrier-protein desaturase family protein
Biological process (GO): fatty acid biosynthetic process
Cellular component (GO): chloroplast stroma
Molecular function (GO): stearoyl-[ACP] desaturase activity
Source: RefSeq, a predicted model, not a curated record